Polyodon spathula (Mississippi paddlefish) is the source of this 1911-nucleotide messenger RNA. RefSeq names its product cystatin-like. The coding region runs from base 179 to 586 and encodes 135 amino acids. Lineage: Eukaryota; Metazoa; Chordata; Actinopteri; Acipenseriformes; Polyodontidae. Gene Ontology annotation, molecular function: cysteine-type endopeptidase inhibitor activity. The transcript has 4 exons. The record is from RefSeq and is a predicted model, not a curated record.
UUGAUGUAUCAUUUAAAAUGUUCUAUCCUGUGAAGCGUUUUUUUUAUUUAUUUUUAAAAAAAAAUUUAAACUAUCCCCCUUAUUCAGUCGCGCACCCUGCUGUUGAGCAGCAAUUCACACGAAUACAAACAACUGUUUGUUCACUUGUGCUUGGAAUGGUGAAUUAGCCUAGUUACCAAUGCCCUCCCCUGUGGAGAGCUUAUAUCCCGGCUACACAGUGAACAUGGCAUGCUGUUGGCGCACACUCGGGUUGCUGCUCUGCAUCGCUGUCUUGGCAGUCGACACUCAGAUGCCUGGGGGUCUUCAAGAUGUUUCUACAGACAGAGAGGAUGUGCAGAGGGCAGCCAGGUUUGCUGUUGCUGAAUACAACAAAGGAUCCAAUCAUCCAUAUUCCAGCAAGAUGAUCCGGAUUGUUUCAGCCCAAGCACAGGUGGUUGCUGGAAUGAAAUAUUACCUGCAUAUUGAGAUGGAACGCACACAUGGCUGUCAUAAUGAGGAAUUCUCAUGCAAAUUUGUGGUCUUGGAGGUUCUCUGGAAAGACAUAACGGAGCUCCUGGAUACGAAGUGCAAGAACAGCCUGUCGUAAAACAAAACCUGGGAGGGGAAGAACUUCAGCAGUGCUUAAAUAACCAGCAGUGUAUUUUGUUAUCUGGUCGGUGUCAUUGCAGGAGUUUAAAACUUACUGUAUAAAGUUUUUCUGCCCCCUUUAAAGUUUUGACUUGUUAAAAGCAUUAGGGUUCUGAUUUAUAAAGGAAAUGGUAACCUCCACUAUCCAUGAGAACUACUGUGGUAACAUAGCAGUACAGUUCUAGGUGUCUGUUCUCUGAUACUAACUUGAGUCGCCCACGAGAUGUUUCCCCUUCAUUGUGAAUGGUGACCUCUGGAUAGCAUCAUUCAAUGACAAGCACAUGUUUUAUGUUUAAAACUUAAACAAUGUACUGUAAAGUGUGACCCAUAAAGAAAUUAUCACCAUAUUUGUAGUUAACUUCAUUAAAACAUUAUGGGAUAAUGCACAAAAGAUAAGAAUUCAUUUUGUUAGCUGUGUGUUCGACCUCUUGUGUGAAGUAUGUCACAACUCGUGCAUGCCACACUUGUAUCCUCUAACUCUACUCUUGGCCUGUGACUCCUCCCUCUCCUCUGUCCUAAUUCUCUUUGACCUCUCUGCAGUUUGACACAGUCAACCUCUAUUCUCCUUUCCUCCCUCGCUGCUGACCUGGGACACUGGCACUGCUCUUGCCUGGUUCUCCUUCUGCCACUUGGAUUGCAUGUACUGGAUACCCUGGCAUAGCUUGCCCUCUGCCUCUUGAUCUUCUUUGACAGAUGUCCCUCAAGGCUCAUUCCUGUUUUCUCUCUACACCUGCUCUCUGGAUCUCCACAUCUCCCAUGGCUUCAUCAUGCUGAUAAUGCCCAGAUAUUUUUCUCUUUUUUUUUUUUUUUUUCCCCCUCCAACUCAGACAUUUCCUCCCAUGUCUCUACCUGCUGCUUGACCAUCUUCUCCUGGAUGCACUUUUACCUUAAAUUCAACCUCUCCAAAUCAUAUUUUUCUUCCCUGCCCCUUCCUCCCCUUCUAUCUCUGUUUCUCUGGAAUCCACCAAGAACCACAGUGUCUCACUGUCACAGAUGGCUGCAGUGGGUAACAUCACACCUGAAACCAGGAAAUAAACAACAGAGGUGGAGUUUGGCGAAGCUGAGCGAUUGGUCUCGAUCCGCAUUUAGUAAUAAACAAGACAGAAAAUAAAAGGUUGUAAGACAAACAAGACACAGGACACGGCACUCGUCGCCAAAAAGAAAAGACACAAAAUGGACUAUUCAGACAAAACACGGUGAGCUUCUAUUAUCUAUUACAAUUGCCUCCAUCUCCACUCACCCAGCGUGAGUGAAAACAUGCUGCUUUUAUGCAGCUGUUCUGAG